Molecule: messenger RNA, 1345 nt
Organism: Plasmodium reichenowi
Lineage: Eukaryota; Apicomplexa; Aconoidasida; Haemosporida; Plasmodiidae
Product: ATP-dependent RNA helicase UAP56
Exons: 2
Molecular function (GO): ATP binding; RNA helicase activity; RNA binding
Source: RefSeq, a predicted model, not a curated record
AUGGCUUCAAUGGAUCAUAGUGCUCAAGAUGAAUUAGUAGAUUAUGAAGAUGAUGAGAAUAUAUUAGAUAGUAAAGAUGCUAAAGGGAAUUUAGGAAAUAAUAUUUUAAAUAAUAAUAAUAAGGGUGGAGCUAUGAGAGGUAGUUAUGCAACUGUGCAUACAGGAGGAUUUAAAGAUUUUUUUUUAAAACCAGAAUUAUUAAGAGCAAUAAGUGAAAGUGGUUUUGAGCAUCCUUCAGAGGUACAGCAAGAAACUAUUCCCGCAGCAAUUACAGGAACUGAUAUCCUUUGUCAGGCCAAGAGUGGUAUGGGAAAAACAGCCGUUUUUGUUUUAUCCAUUUUACAACAGCUUGAUACGAAUGAAAAUCAAGAUAUGCAGGACACGAAAGAAAUGAAUAAUGACAACAAUAAUAAUGGAGACAAUAAAUUUGUUAGGUGUCUUGGUUUAGCACAUACUCGAGAGUUGGCUUAUCAAAUAAAGAAUGAAUUCGAUAGGUUUAGUAAAUAUUUAAAAAAUGUAAGAUGUGAAGUUGUAUAUGGAGGUAUAUCAAUGAAUAAGCAUAUAAAAUUAUUUAAAGAAGAUAAUAUUCCACAUAUAAUUAUAGGGACACCAGGAAGAAUAUUAGCAUUGAUAAGAGAGAAGUAUUUAAUUACAGAUAAAAUUCAACAUUUUGUUUUAGAUGAAUGUGAUAAAUGUUUAGAAAAAUUAGAUAUGAGAAGUGAUGUUCAGAAAAUUUUUAUAUCAACACCUUUAAAAAAACAAGUUAUGUUUUUUUCAGCAACUAUGGCUAAAGAAAUGAGAGAUGUGUGUAAAAAGUUUUUACAAAAUCCGGUGGAAAUUUUUAUUGAUGAUGAAGCAAAAUUAAAAUUACACGGAUUAUUACAACAUUAUGUUAAAUUACAAGAAAAAGAUAAAACAAGGAAACUUAUCGAAAUAUUAGAUGCUUUAGAAUUCAACCAAGUUAUUAUCUUUGUUAAAUCAGUUACAAGAGCUAUCACAUUAGAUAAAUUAUUAACAGAAUGUAAUUUCCCAUCCAUAGCUAUCCAUGGAGGUCUUGAACAACAAGAAAGAAUAGAAAGAUAUGAUAAAUUUAAAAAAUUCGAAAAUAGAAUCUUAGUAUCAACUGAUUUAUUCGGAAGAGGUAUCGAUAUUGAAAGAGUUAAUAUUGUUAUCAAUUAUGAUAUGCCAGAAAAUUCAGACUCUUAUUUACAUAGAGUAGGACGUGCUGGAAGAUUUGGUACCAAAGGUCUAGCCGUUACUUUUGUUUCUUCACAAGAAGAUACUUUGGCAUUGAAUGAAGUCCAAACAAGAUUUGAAGUUGCCAUCUCAGAAAUGCCAAAUAAAA